Messenger RNA from Mandrillus leucophaeus (drill), 1313 nucleotides. RefSeq names its product baculoviral IAP repeat containing 7 (gene BIRC7). Lineage: Eukaryota; Metazoa; Chordata; Mammalia; Primates; Cercopithecidae. Gene Ontology annotation, biological process: positive regulation of protein ubiquitination; regulation of cell cycle; negative regulation of apoptotic process. The record is from RefSeq and is a predicted model, not a curated record. Gene Ontology annotation, molecular function: ubiquitin protein ligase activity; cysteine-type endopeptidase inhibitor activity involved in apoptotic process. Gene Ontology annotation, cellular component: nucleus; cytoplasm. Bases 214 to 1056 code for a protein of 280 amino acids. The transcript has 7 exons.
GACCCCAGAGGCCACCCUGGCCCGUUCCAGAAAGUGGUGGGCCCUGGGAUACUCCCCUCCCAGGGUGUCUGGUGGCCGGCCUAUGCCUAUCCCUGCUGUCCCCGGGGUGAGCCCGGAGGUCAGGAGCUCCAGAAGGGCUAGCUGGGCAUAUUCUGGGACUGGCCAUCAGCCCCCAUUUCUGCUGCAGACCUGGUCAGAGCCAGUGUUCCCUCCAUGGGGCCUGAAGACAGUGCCAAGUGCCUGCACCAUGGACCGCAGCUGUGCCGCUGGGCAGCUGGUGACGGUCCCACGCGGGAGCGCUGUGGACCCCGCUCUCUGGGCAGCCCUGCCCUAGGCCUGGACACCUGCAGAGCCUGGGACCAUGUGGAUGGGCAGAUCCUGGGCCAGCUGCGGCCCCUGGCAGAGGAGGAAGAGGAGGAGGGCGCCGGGGCCAUGUCGCCCAGGGGGCCUGCCUUCCCCGGCAUGGGCUCUGAAGAGCUGCGUCUGGCCUCCUUCUAUGACUGGCCGCUGACGGCUGGGGUGCCGCCCGAGCUGCUGGCCGCUGCCGGCUUCUUCCACACAGGCCAGCAGGACAAGGUGAGGUGCUUCUUCUGCUACGGGGGCCUGCAGAGCUGGAAGCGCGGGGACGACCCCUGGACGGAACAUGCCAAGUGGUUCCCCAGCUGCCAGUUCCUGCUCCGGUCAAAAGGAAGAGACUUUGUCCGCAGUGUGCAGGAGACUCACUCUCAGCUGCUGGGCUCCUGGGACCCGUGGGAAGAACCGGAAGAUGCAGCCCCUGUGGCCGCCUCCGUCCCUGCCCCUGGGGACCCUGAGCUGCCCACGCCCAGAAGAGAGGUCCAGUCUGAAAGCGCCCAGGAGCCAGGAGCCAGGGACGUGGAGGAGCAGCUGCGGCGGCUGCAGGAGGAGAGGACGUGCAAGGUCUGCCUGGACCGUGCCGUGUCCAUCGUCUUUGUGCCAUGCGGCCACCUGGUCUGUGCUGAGUGUGCCCCCAGCCUGCAGCUGUGCCCCAUCUGCAGAGCCCCCGUCCGCAGCCGUGUGCGCACCUUCCUGUCCUAGGCCAGGUACCGUGGUCGGCCAGGUGGGCUGCAGAGUGGGCUCCCUGCCCCUGUCUGCCUGUCCUGGACUGUGUUCUGGGCCUGCUGAGGACGGCAGAGCUGGUGUCCAUCCAGCACCCACAAACCCUGAUUCCCUGACCACCAUCCAGGGUGGAGAAGGAAGCCCCUGCUUGGCAUGGGGGAUGCCUUUACUGUACCUGUUUGGAUGCUUCUGAAUAGAAAUAAAGUGGGUUUUCCCUGGAUGUACCCAGCAGCCUG